Molecule: messenger RNA, 2118 nt
Organism: Anastrepha ludens (Mexican fruit fly)
Lineage: Eukaryota; Metazoa; Arthropoda; Insecta; Diptera; Tephritidae
Gene: unpg
Product: homeobox protein unplugged
Exons: 3
Coding region: 381-1997 (538 amino acids)
Biological process (GO): regulation of transcription by RNA polymerase II; regulation of nervous system development
Cellular component (GO): nucleus
Molecular function (GO): RNA polymerase II transcription regulatory region sequence-specific DNA binding; DNA-binding transcription factor activity, RNA polymerase II-specific
Source: RefSeq, a predicted model, not a curated record
UGUUUGUUCGUUUUUGGGUUCUUGCCAGCGCUAGCACUGGGAACAGUAGCUAGCGGUGAGCGACAGUUAGUUUGCUGUCGACUUUUCAACGGUUCAGUGCUUCGUACUGCUUACUCGCUACUUGUAGGAGCACGCGGUUUAGAAUAGACAUUUGAAAGCGUUGCUUGUUGUGUAAAAAUGUUAAGUGAAUAAGUGCAUAUGUAUACAUAUAUGUGUACACACGUACAUACACUAUACUGUGUAGAAAUUUGUAUAUGUUUGAAAAUAUAUUUUUAUUAAACAAAAAGUGAAUAAAAAAAAAAGAUAGCGUGCAAUACAGUGUGACAGAAAUUAUUUACAAUAAAAGCUGAACAUAGCAUUUGAAUUUCUUGUACUCCGUAAUGGAGGGUGCCCGACCUCUGGAAACGAAUACAGCUAAUAAGCUAACGAAAUUCUCCACUCCCUUUUCCAUCGAAAGUCUGAUCGCCACUCAUCAUCACCAGCAGCAGCAGCAGCAACAACAACAACAACAGCAACAACACGAUCACGAAAGAAGCACACAAAUGUUGGCAAGCGUCAACAACCGCGACCAAGACGAGCUGAGUGCACGCGCGUUGGUCGCCACAUCUGCCUUAGGUCUAACAAAUUUCCCCUUCUACAAUCCCUGGCUCCACGGCUACUUCGCACAGAAUCACGAUCGGCUAACGCAGUUGAUAUCUAGCGGCUGUUACCUUACAAAUUUCGCCAAAGCUGAGCAGAAUGUAGGUGCGGCGCCACUGCCACCACCUUUGCUCGGCGCCCAACUAGCGACGAAAAGUGCACCUUCGCUGCCACCUCACCCGCAUGCAAUGCCAAUAAGUGCUAGCUCCAGUAAUGCCGAUCAUACGCGGGCGUUACCGUCGGUGCCAACACAUCCGCUAGAUCCUCAAAUGCCAGCGCGUUUUCUCUUCAAUCCGUCGGAUGCGAAUUAUCGCGAAAAGCUUUUACUAACCAGUUUCGGUGGUCUUCGAGAGGUUAAUGCCGCUGCAAGCGCGUCACAACCGUCCGUUGCCAGCGAUUUAAGUGCCGAUCAGCAACAUGCAUAUGCGGAAUGCAUGGGUGAUGAUUAUGUCCACAACUUAACGGUGCAUACGCGUCUGCAAAGCCCCAACAAAAGUAGCUCGAUGCCAAGUGAAGCCAAUGCUAGUGAUUUGACGUUGGGCGCUUCAUCCGCCUCCAGUUGUGGGAAUACAAAUAGUCGCGACUCGGUGAAAUCGCAUACGUCCGAAGCGUUGCUGGAUGUGGGCAUGGAUGAGGAUUUCGAUUGCAGUGGAGAUUCUUGUAGUGACAUAAGCCUUACGAUGUCGCCGAAGAACUACAGCACUGAUAUGGAUAAGAGCAGAGGCUACACACACUCUGAUAGUGAAGACUGUUCCGAUGACGAAGCGACGGGUGGUCAUAGCGAUUUGAAUAAGGAUUCCGGUAGCAAUUGUGGCGGUGGAAAUUCCAAAUCGCGUCGAAGGCGCACCGCUUUCACCUCCGAGCAACUGCUGGAACUGGAAAGAGAAUUCCAUGCGAAGAAAUAUUUAAGCCUGACCGAGAGAAGUCAAAUAGCGACAAGCCUUAAACUCAGUGAAGUACAGGUGAAAAUCUGGUUUCAAAAUCGUCGUGCCAAAUGGAAGCGCGUGAAAGCUGGUCUCACAUCGCAUGGGCUCGGCCGUGGUACUGGCGGCGGCACCAAAAUUGUCGUACCCAUACCAGUGCAUGUGAAUCGUUUUGCGGUGCGAUCGCAACACCAACAAUUGGAGAAAAUGUGCCUGAGUGGUCCAAAACCUGAUCUGCGCAAGAAAAUGCCCACCGAACUAAGUGGCUUCGAGAAAUUCAAUGCCGCCAAUGGCGUGGUGGCGAGCUUGAGCAAUGGCAGCGCCGCUGGUAUUCUGAGCGCUACGGCGACGCCGGCAGCAUUAUUGGCGGCAGCGAAUAUGGCGGCGGCGAAUACAGUGACGGGUACUUUGGCUUUAGCGCGUAGUAUUUAUUGAAGUGGUUUCAGUUACUCGACGGUAGUUAGAUGAUAAUUUUACGUUAUUUUGAGAUUUUAAACUAAAUAAUUAAAUAGUUCUAAUUUAUUUGGAUGUUUUUUUAGUUUUAUUUAAUUGUGUU